Molecule: messenger RNA, 1926 nt
Organism: Rotaria socialis
Lineage: Eukaryota; Metazoa; Rotifera; Eurotatoria; Philodinida; Philodinidae
Source: the annotation of a GenBank genome assembly
AUGAUACCUCCACAACAGCAACAACAACAACAAAUGAAACCUCAACAACAACAACAGCAAAUGAUACCUCAACAACAACAACAGCAAAUGAUACCUCAACAACAACAACAGCAAAUGAUACCUCAACAACAGCAACAGCAACAGAUGAUGUCCCCGCAGCAACCGAUUCCACCAACAAAUCGUGUCAAUCAACAAGACGUUUAUCGUCCUGGUGGUUUUUUUUCAACAAACCAGCCUCAAAGUCCAUCAUCAUCAAUGAAUAAUAACAGUUAUGAUGCAAACCAAGCUGUGCAAUAUGUUCCUCCACCACAGCCUCCUGCGCCUCUCGUUCCGACUUGUUCUAUUUCUAAGUCACCAGCAAAUCCAGUAUCAAAGCAGUCUUAUAUACCUCAAAUCUCUGAUGAUCUAUUAUCAUUAGCUCUUGAACAACAAUUUAAAACAACAGUAGUAACAAAUACUACUGAACCUUUAACUCCAGAAAUUCCAUCAAUCCAUUCAAUUGAUGAAGAUAUACAAGUAAAAAGUAAUGGUAAGCCUAUUGCUUGUAUUCAACCAUUAUCGGUGGCUACUGAAGAAAAACAACCAAUGCAAUCGUUUUCAACAUCACCCGUAACUACUUUACAUCCGCCACAAGAUCCAUACAAUGAUAAAGAUAAACUUGAUCAAUUAGUCAAUGAUGUACAACGUUUCGAAAAACAUGUUAGUAUAAUGACAAAAAAAACUCUUAAUGGUACGAUACCACUCGAAGUCGAAUGGAAAGAAUUAUCGGAUUUACAAGAAAAAGAUAUGCAUACACAAACUUGUGCAAUAGGAAAAUGUAAUCCGAAAUUAAAUCGUUUUCAAGAUUUAAUUCCAUAUGAUAAUUCUCGUGUUCGUCUUGUACAAACAAAUCCUAAUCAACAAAAAAAUUUUAACGAUUACAUAAAUGCAACAUCAAUCGGACGAAUUCGUGAUGUAUCAUUACUUACUGCUCAAUAUCCAUUAUCGACGACUGUAGCAGAGUUUUGGUCAAUGAUCUAUGAGCAACAUGUAGCUAUUGUUGCUGUACUUCUCAGACCUGAUGAAAUGCAAUCGAUUAAUGUCUAUCCACAAAAAGUCGGAGAAGAACUUCAAUUUUCAUCAUUUACAAUAACAUUACUGAGUACGAAGAGUCCAACUCAAUUGACUAAUCAUAGAAUAAUACGUUUACAUCAUUCACAAACAAAUCAAUCGAGAACUGUUGUAUGGCUCGAACAUUUUGGUUGGCCGCCAAAAGAAAUGCCAGAUAAUCCAAUUGAAUUAUUAAAAUUUAUUCAAGAAGUUCAAUAUUUUCUCAUUCAAACACGAAAUCAUCGCAGUGCAAUUCUGGCUACUUGUUUGAGUGGUGUAUCUCGUACAGGUCCAUUCUUAUCUUUAUUCACCAGUAUUCAAGAUAUCGAUGAAGGUCGAUCAUUUCCUGAUUUGAAUAAAAUAAUUCGUUUACUUCGUUCCAAACGUCGUCAUUUAAUACAAGACAUGAAUCAAUUAAAAUUUGUGUACGAAACUCUACUUUAUUAUGCUCAAGAUUUUCUUGUGAAACGUGGAGUAUUAAAAGUCGGCUCCAUGAUGCAUCAUCAAUCAACAACGUCAACUUCAAAAUCCACUUCAUCAAAUAUUAAUACACUUUCGCUCGAUGAUGAAAUGCAAACAAUCAUGAAUAAGGCUAAGCCAAUUGUUCAAUCAAUACCAAAUUAUGAUGUUGGUCCAAUUCUUUCAUCAACUGCGAUCGAAGAAAAACCACCCAUGAAACCAUUAACAGCUAUCGAAGAGAAUUUUAAUUUACGCCCAGAAGAAAGUCAUAUAAAACCAAAAACAACACGAGACGACUUCUUUCGAACAAAAUCGUCACCAUCGAACGAUCUAUCUGAUCCAAUCAAUAGGCUAGAUCCAUUAUGGACAUUUCGCUAA